AUGCUGGACACACGCUCUUUGGCUUCGGUCACUCAGACAACUUCUAGUAUUGUCUCUUCAAUCCUUGUAUCUACAUUUGAUAUUUCCUCUUCUCUGACCAUGUCAGAAAAUUUCCAAAAUCCGUCUUUGCUUGGAACUCCAAAUUCUUUGGAGCUCUCUCUGCCGGUGGUGAGCAGUGCAGCUCCCUUGACAGGCAAUGUCUGCAGCCUCUCCAGAGUUUCUGCUCCAGCCGUCAGCUCGGCAUGGCUACUGCCAUCAGCCCCUAGCACCUCUUUCCAACCACUCAUGAGUAGUGGUUACCUUUACCAACAUUCUAGCACAACUAUGUUGUCUGGAGUUUCUGGCCAGAGCCAGAUCUCCACUUCAUCUGCCUCCUACCCGGGUAUUAUUGAAUGGGAUGUCACCAGAAGCACUGAAAUGAAGUCAUCUUUACUCAGGGAACUCACAGUCACUGUCAUUGACCAGGACGCAGCUAUUUCCUCCAGGCCCAUGGCAGUUCAAUACGAUAAACCUUCAGAUACCAAUUCCAUGGUCCCUCUGUAUCCAUCACUGUCUGCUAGCCUUGUUCAGGGAACACCAAAUCAGGGACAUAGCUUGUCACUUCCCUACCAGGAAGGGAGCCAGGUAUAUUACUAUAAUCAAGGCACACUGGGGUCCCUUGUCUCUGGAGAACUUGGCCCCUGCCUGCAAUCCUAUGGCUCUGUGACAUACACGGGAGGCAGGGGCUCUGCCCCUCAACCAGAAAUGGUGAUGGUACUAAAGGAGGUUCAGCCCACAGAUGCCCUACUGCCAGCCUCCACCUCGGGAAGUUACUACUCCGUGUCCACUCAACCUAUCACAGAAACAAGUUUUCAAGUGACAGAAACUUCCCUGGGGAUGGAGACUUCUGUGAGAUUCCAACCUCCAAGUCAGACAUUUUGCCUGCCACAAACUCCAGAAUUCCUCAAAUCCUGCAGUAGCAGAAAUAUCCAGAUAUUUGAGAGCAACCCACCAUCUGAGCUUGGGGACACUCCAGUGAUAACUACAGGAGAGAGUUCUAGUAACCUCCUUGCACUGCCUCCAGCUCCCAGCCAGGAACGCACAGAGAAUAAGAAUUUUGAUGAGAUUGAAAGUGAGCUUCUGAAACCUCUGGAUGCCUACCAGAUCCCAAUAGAUCACCAAGAUCCUCCAUUACUCCCUUUAGAAAUCCCUGAUAUCCACCAAUUUCUGGCCUGUAUUGAUCCCUUCAGUCAAGAGGAGCAGUGUGGUUCUGAAAACGCUGAUCUGGGAAAGAACCACCUAAGUCUUGAGGUCCAAGGGACAAGUGAAAAUGGGAUUGAAUCUAGCAGUGGUUUUGCAGAUAUCACCACACUGGUGAAGGAUAUUCACCUUCCUCAGCUCUUCAAGUCCUUGGAAGACCCUGAUCAGUCCAAAGGUUCCAAAGUCAAAGAUACCAAAUCCAUCAUGGUGAAUCAGGGGCAGGAAAAGUCAAGCGUGAUAAAGGGUUCCUCUGAUCAAGUCAGAAAGAACAAACACAAAACCUCUGAGCCUAUCACUGGUGCGCCCAAGGCCAAAAUCCCAGCAAAAAACCCAGAGGGAGAUGUGGUUGUUGGCAAUGCAGAAGCCAGUGGUACGGCUCCUGUGAGUACUGCCAAGCAUUCUAACAACAAACCUCAGAAAGCUGCAGCCAGCAGGAUCAGCAAAACUAAGGGCCCUGGACAAGAAAAGGCCAAAAGGACCAGAGAAAGCAACCCCAAGAAAGCUGAAGACAGCAAGCACUCAGGUAACAAAGUCAAGGCAGAGGACAAGCCAACCAUUCCCAAGAUGAAGCGGAAGAAAAAUCAGCCUGAUCUUAGCCAAGUGGCCUUUAAAAAGCCUCGAAGCUGCCUGGGUAUGCACAUGCUGGAGUCCGUGCAGGUUUUUCAUGCACUAGGGAAGAAAAAUGAUAAGAAAACGGGACUUCCUUCCUCCCGGGCCAUGGGAAACUCAAGUAACACCAAAGACCCGCGGCCAUCCCCAGCUAUCAAACCAUGGCUGGAUAAGGAAAAACGUCCUGAGAAAACAGAAGUCAAAGCCCAGAAACCAGAUGGCGGUGCUGAGAAUCAGUAUGAGCUGCCACCUCCUGGGAAGGUCAAGUUAGUACCUUUGCCUUUUCUGACCUCGGACAAGCCUCAACCUCGACCAGUUCCUCGGAGGCCACAGUCUCUGGCCUCACAUCGGCCUUCUGGGGCUUACCCUCCGCGGCCUGGUUCUGUUAACUCAACUCAACCAACUGCCAUCAAUCCAUCUCGGCCAGCUCCCGCCAGUGCCUCGUGCAUGGGUCCUACCAGACCAGCUCAGCCAAUUUCAACCAGUCAAGCCCGACCAGGUGUGACCAACCCUGCCCGGCCUAGUAUUUUUCAGUCUGUUGCUUCUAGGCCUGCACCUUACAAAAAGUCACCUUGCACUUCUUUCCAGCGGGAGCCUGCCCCCGCUACUGUGACCAAGCCGCAGUCCCCACCUAAGGCUCAAAACCAGUAUCUACUCGAAGACUUCGGCUUCCAGCCAAUUCCAUGGAGGAAACCCAAUGUUCCUGAGCCAGUGAUGUCAACGCCCAUUACAGAAGAGCAGAGACCCGAGCGUGAGGCCAUGAAGAGGAAGGCUCAACGAGAGCGUGAGAAUGCCGCCAAAUACACCUCUUUGGGGAAAGUGCAGUUUUUCGUUCAGAGGGAGAAAGACAUGGAAAUUGCUCAAUACUAUGGUUAUGCAAUGUGA
Orycteropus afer afer is the source of this 2733-nucleotide messenger RNA. RefSeq lists its product as uncharacterized. The coding region runs from base 1 to 2733 and encodes 910 amino acids. Lineage: Eukaryota; Metazoa; Chordata; Mammalia; Tubulidentata; Orycteropodidae. The record is from RefSeq and is a predicted model, not a curated record. The transcript has 3 exons.